UGAUUCUUAUAUUUUUGAAGCAAAAUUUUAUGCUUUAGAAUUAUUGACUGGACAAAAUAGAAUGGCUUGAUUGUUAUAGAAGUUGUGAUUGAGGGCUUUUUAGUACCUAAUACAAAAUGUAAUUCAUUGUUAAGAUCAAUAGUAAAUUCAGUUUUAUUUUUUACUUUCAGUUUUGGCUUAGAUGAAUGUGUUCAACUUUUGUGGGUCUAGAAGUGUGAUUAAAAUGUAAUGAUUCUUUUUGUAUUGAAAAAUGAAAGUCUAAGAAUCAAAUGUAAAAUGGUCGUAAAAAAGUAAAGAUUAAAAUUACUUUUAGCUAAUUUAAGAGGACCGUCAAAAAUUUAAUACCAAUCCUAUUUUCAAGUAGUAAAACGAUAAAUAAAAUGUCGAGAUGGGUCUAUUUUUAAAUUUUUUCUAAAUUGUGAUUGGCAACAAUAUGUAAGGUCCUCAAAAGAAUGCAUCGCAUAAAGUUUAAGCCUCUAGAUUCAGUGUACAUGAUCCUGUAUUAAUGAUAGAGAAGGAAAGCAUUUUAUUAAAAUUAAUUUAUUAUAUGAACUUAAAGGUAAUUAAAGGGUGUAAAAAGCAUUCUUUAAUAAGGAGGC
Molecule: messenger RNA, 599 nt
Organism: Paramecium octaurelia
Lineage: Eukaryota; Ciliophora; Oligohymenophorea; Peniculida; Parameciidae
Source: the annotation of a GenBank genome assembly